CUUCGUAGUGAGAGACCAUCAAGGACUUAGCGACAGACAGCCUUUCAUCCAGGGUAUCAUGUGGAUGUUGAUUACUCAACUAGAUCAGUUGGUUUAACGAUGGGGUAUGGCAACAGAAGCCACGUGAAUCCUAUAUCAACAUCAUGUCACUUCUCUGCUGUACCCAUCAUCAGCACACAUUGUCACUGUGCAUACCCAAAUUCUCCACAUCAUGGGUUCUUCGAAGGCUCAAUUUACACUGCACACUCACGUCACUUGUCCUGCAGCUUUCAAAGUCGCCCAUGUCCUAUCGCUACUCGGGUUGGAAUAUGAACGUAUGCUGCCUUUCACACUCUCGGUUAUCAGGAAUAUCAAGCUAAGAGAGGAGAAACUGAAGUGGUUCACAGCACUGAACCCUAAUGGCCGGAGCCCAGCCUUGAUUGAUCACACUCAGAACGACCAUGUCGUGUGGGAGAGCACUGCCAUUCUGCUAUAUCUCGUGACACUAUACGACCCCGAGCAUAAGCUAUACCCCAAGGAUGUCUUUGAGCAAAGCAAAGUCAACCAAUGGAUGAUGCUGCAAGCGAGUGGUCAAGGCCCAACGAUGGGUCAAGCCUUUUGGUUUGGCUACUGGCAUCAUGAGGUCCUGCCCAGUGCGUACAAGCGUUUCGUGGAUGAGAACAAGCGCAUUCUAGCCGUACUGGAAAAGUGGCUGAUGGAGAGGAAGUGGUUGGUUGAUGUCUCGUAUUUGUCGUGGUAUGAGGAGGCAUACUGGGUGGAUGCCGACCUGGAGGAGGAAUUUCCUGCAGUGCAUAAGUGGUUGGAAUCGAUGAAAGCGCUUCCAGAGAUUGUGGCUGGGAGCGUAGGCAGGCAGAUGAUCCAACAGAAAAAGCUUUGGGAAAGGGAUGACUAUAAGCACGAUCAAGCGUCAUGA
Exophiala viscosa is the source of this 913-nucleotide messenger RNA. RefSeq names its product glutathione S-transferase C-terminal-like protein. The transcript has 3 exons. Bases 212 to 913 code for a protein of 233 amino acids. The record is from RefSeq and is a predicted model, not a curated record. NCBI's taxonomy places the organism in Eukaryota, Fungi, Ascomycota, Eurotiomycetes, Chaetothyriales, Herpotrichiellaceae.